AUGAACGAUCAAACGUUCAAGGAAAAGCGACGCGAAUACGUCCAGCAACUGCGCGACCUCUUGGGUCAAGGCAAAAUACCCAUCUGGAUCGACGAAACGAACUUCAACCUGUUCACGAGUCUCACUAAGGCCCGGUCGUUGUGUGGACGACGUGCCGUUUCCAUCCGCGGCGGGACUCAAAAAGGGAAGAACUUGCACGUCAUUGGCGCCAUCUCCACGACGAACAUUUUCUACUGCACGCACAAGCGAAGCGAAUGA
This is a messenger RNA of Aphanomyces astaci, 258 nucleotides long. RefSeq lists its product as hypothetical. The transcript has a single exon. NCBI's taxonomy places the organism in Eukaryota, Oomycota, Saprolegniomycetes, Saprolegniales, Verrucalvaceae. The record is from RefSeq and is a predicted model, not a curated record. The coding region runs from base 1 to 258 and encodes 85 amino acids.